This is a messenger RNA of Micropterus dolomieu (smallmouth bass), 2483 nucleotides long. It is a transcript of the gene rnmt, whose product is annotated as RNA (guanine-7-) methyltransferase. Gene Ontology annotation, molecular function: mRNA 5'-cap (guanine-N7-)-methyltransferase activity. The transcript has 12 exons. Lineage: Eukaryota; Metazoa; Chordata; Actinopteri; Centrarchiformes; Centrarchidae. The coding region runs from base 192 to 1415 and encodes 407 amino acids. The record is from RefSeq and is a predicted model, not a curated record. Gene Ontology annotation, biological process: 7-methylguanosine mRNA capping. Gene Ontology annotation, cellular component: nucleus.
ACAUCCCUAGUUUCAGAGAGGCCCCUAGCUUCAGAGAGGCCCCUAGUUUCAGAGAGGCCCCUAGCUUCAGAGAGGCCCCGGGAGGAAAGCGGCUGGACCCUUCUCCCAUGAUGUGACGCACAAAUAUGACGCAAGCACAGCCGGAAGCUACUCAGAGCGCACGCGUCGUGUCUGUGGAGCACCUGUGAACCAUGGAGCCUCAAUCAACUCCAGGAGGAGGAGGGAGCCCCGGAGAGAGGGAGGAAGGAGCGACUCCAGGAGGAGGAGGGAGCCCCGGAGAGAGGGAGGAUGGAGCGACUCCAGGAGGAGGACGGAGGCCCGGAGAGAGGGAGGAUGGACGGCAGAAAACUGGGAUGAAGAGGAGACAUGAGGAGGAAGACGAGACCUCACCCACCAAGAAGCUGGCGACUGAUCACAGUGUGAAGGUGGCGAGUCACUACAACAGCCUGCAGGAGGUGGGUCUGGCUGCACGCAGUCGAAGCAGAAUCUUCUUCAUGAGGAACUUCAACAACUGGCUAAAGAGCGUCCUGAUUGGUGAGAUCCUGGAUCAGGUGCGGGGGGCAGGGCCUCGGCAGGUGUCUGUGUUGGAUCUCGGCUGUGGGAAAGGAGGAGACCUGCUCAAGUGGAGGAGAGGAGGGAUCAGUCACCUGGUCUGUGCAGAUAUAGCGGGAGUGUCUGUGGAGCAGUGUCAGAGUCGCUACGAAGACAUGAAGAAGAAAAGCCACGCAAACGAGAGACUCUUCAGCGCUCAGUUCAUCACCGCAGACUGCACCAAGGAGGUUCUGUCAGAGAAGCUGGACGACCCGCAGCUGAUGUUUGACAUCUGCAGCUGUCAGUUUGUUUAUCACUACUCGUUUGAGAGUGAACAGAAGGCCGACAUGAUGCUGAGGAACGCCUGCGAGCGUCUGAAACCCGGAGGGUUCUUCAUUGGAACGACGCCGGACGCCUUCGAGCUUGUUAAACGUUUGGAGGCGUCGGACUCUCUGUCGUUUGGUAACGAGGUUUUUAAAGUCUCCUUCCAGUCCAAAGGGUUCUAUCCUCAGUUCGGAUGUCAGUAUCACUUCAGCCUUGAGGACGUCGUCAACGUUCCAGAGUUCCUCGUCUACUUUCCACUUUUCGAACACAUGGCGAAGCGGUACAACAUGCGUCUGGUGCUGAAGCAGAGAUUCUCUGAGUUCUUUGGUGAGAAAGUGAAGAAGGAGCAUCAUCGCAGCCUCAUGAUGAAGAUGAUGGCUCUGGAGCCGUUUCCCAGUGAGGAUGGAGGUCGACAGGCUACAGACAGCAGAGGAGAGUACAGCCAUGCCAAAGAGCACUGUGAAAGAGUGGGAGUCAAAGUACCUCUGGGCACGCUGAGCAGAUCUGAGUGGGAAGCAGCCAGUAUCUACCUGGUGUUUGUCUUUCAGAAGAUGUCCUGAUCUCUUCUUCUUUGGCCACGUUACCAGAUGAGCUUGACCUGAUUAUGCCAGAGAGCUGCUGUUCCCGUGAUGCUGUGUUUUUUAACCUGCUCAGCUGUAACUCUGGGACAUUAAAUAAACUGACAGCUACACAGGUGUGAAACUGUCCCGCUGCGUAUCCGGGGCGAGAGGGGUAAUAAUCCCAGAAAAAAGUGGGACAUUUAUGGGGUACAAAAAGUAACAAAUCUAAAAGUAAAGAACUUGAAUAUUCUGACAUUAUGUCAUAAAUUUGAGAGAAACUGAAAAAUUGUGUUUUUAGCAAGGCUGCAGAAUCAAACCAGCCACAGACGGAAAAUCAAAUUAUACUUACAUCAGGUUUAGAAGACACUAACGUUUAGUUAGCUGAAAUGUCCUGAGGCAUUAGGAGCGUUGGACUUUCUGUGGCGCUGACUUAAUGUGAUGCAUACUGGGCUUUAAAUAAGGCAUGCUCGUUAGAAAUUUUGUCCGGCGCUGCAAAACGUCACCAUGUCACAUUGCAUUAAAACGUCGCGGGAGCAAGGUGGCUGCAGGCGCCGAGUCCGGCUGCGCAAAUUUGGAACCACACUAUUUCCUGGUCAGUCAUUGAGCUGGUGCUGGUAGAAUGUGUCCCAACUGACGGCGCCAUUUUUAUAUCCCGCUCCUGCGGUCACCUUCAGCUCACGUUCGACCAUCAAGUCGGCGAAAGUCAGCCACAGUCAUCUCGAACCCAGCUAUUUUUUAAGAAAAGACCUCGUGGCUCGUCUAAAUCUGAUGUCAUUUGAUGUGUCAUACAGUCAGUACGGUAAAACGUGGACUGAAGAAACGUCCCCCUGAGCACAUUUCCACUCAGUGACUCUACUGGCCUGGGUGAGCGAUGUCAACAUAGGAAGGUCGUGGGACGACGGCACACCGUGCGUUGGACUCCUGGGCUUGGCCUGAUGUGUCAAACAGUGUGUCCUGGGCCAUUUGGAGUCGCCCUGAGCACAUUUCAUUUAUUUAAUUUCAAGGCAAAUUCCUCCUAUGUAAAAAUGUCCCUGGCAAUAAACCUGAUUCUGAUUUCCACUCAUGAAA